Leopardus geoffroyi (Geoffroy's cat) is the source of this 2499-nucleotide messenger RNA. It is a transcript of the gene TAS1R2, whose product is annotated as taste 1 receptor member 2. NCBI's taxonomy places the organism in Eukaryota, Metazoa, Chordata, Mammalia, Carnivora, Felidae. Gene Ontology annotation, molecular function: G protein-coupled receptor activity; sweet taste receptor activity. The record is from RefSeq and is a predicted model, not a curated record. Gene Ontology annotation, cellular component: sweet taste receptor complex; membrane. Gene Ontology annotation, biological process: sensory perception of sweet taste; G protein-coupled receptor signaling pathway.
AUGGGACCCCGGGCCAGGGAAGUCUGCUGCCUCAUCAUCCUGCCGCAGCUCCUGGCUGAGCCGGCUGGGAACUCAGACUUCUACUUAUCUGGGGAUUACCUCCUCGGCGGCCUCUUCACCCUCCAUGCCAACGUGAAGGGUAUCGUCCGCCUCAACCUCCUGCACAUGCCCCAGUGCAAGGAGUAUGAAAUAAAGGUGUUGGGCUACGAUCUCAUGCAGGCCAUGCGCUUUGCAGGGGAGGAGAUCAACAGCCAGAGCAGCCUGCUGCCUGGCGUGCUGCUGGGCUACGAGAUGGUGGAUGUCGGCUACACCUCCAACGACGUCCAGCCCGUGCUCCACUUGCCGGCAAAGGAGGACUGUUCCUUGCCCAUCCAGGAGGACUACAGCCACUGUGUGCCCCAUGUGGUGGCUGUCAACUCAGUUGGUCCUGGCAACUCUGAGUCCACUGUGACUGUGGCCCGCUUCCUCUCUCUCUUCCUCCUUCCACAGGGGAGGCCCCUGGGUCCUGGGAUCACCUACAGCGCCAUCAGUGACGAGCUACGGGACAAGCAGCGCUUCCCGGCCCUUCUGCGCACAGAGCCGGGCGCCGAUCACCAGAUCGAGGCCAUGGUGCAGCUGAUGUUGUACUUCCGCCGGAACUGGAUCAUCGCGCUGGUGAGCAGCGGCGACUGCGGCUACGACAACAGCCAGCUGCUCAGCGAUCGCCCGGCCGGCGGCGACAUCUGCAUCGCCUUCCGGGAGACGCUGCCCAUGCCCCAGCCCAACCAGGCGGUGACGCAGUGGGAGCGCCGGCGCCUGAAGGCCAUCGUGGACGAGCAGCAGCAGCAGCAGAGCUCUGUGCGCCUCGUGGUCCUGUUGUCGCCAGAGCUGGUCCUGCACAACUUCUUCCGCGAGGUGCUCCGCCAGAACCUCACGGGCGUCGUGCGGAUCGCCUCCGAGUCCUGGGCCAUCGACCCGGUCCUGCACGACAGGCCCACGCGCCGCACAGCCUCCUGGGCUGCACCCAGACCAGCAGCCCCUGUAUCCCUGGCAGGACGCCAGCUUCGCUUCCUUUCCCUGUGGCCUCUCCAGCUGCUUCAGGAAAUCUGGAAGGUCAACUUCACCCUCCUGGACCACCAGAUCUUUUUUGACCAGCGAGGGGACCUACUCAUGCGCCUGGAGAUCAUCCAGUGACGGUGGGACCCGAGCCAACCUUUCAGGAGCAUCGCCUCCUACUGCCCGGUGCUACGACGGCUGAGGGCCAUCCGUGACGGCUCCUGGCACACGGCCAACAACACGGUCACGUGUGUGGGUGCCCAGCAGCUCCCCACGAGCAUCUCACACGACAGCCCCUGGGCAGAGAGCAAAAGAGACCGAGUGCAGCUUAGGGGAGGUGCUGACAGCCUGGUGGGCUGGCACGUUUGGGGCAGCAGCCAGCCCGGCGUCUUCAUGGGGACUCGAGUGGACACCAUCACAGGCCCUGUAGCCACAGUGGGGGCCAGGCCCACCGAGCAGCCGGCCAAGCCAUUCGUCACUGCCCAGCCGUCCAAGAAUAUCCACUCUCCGGGGCCUUUCUCCGUCCACACCAAACGGGAACUGCUGUGGGCUCUUGCAGACGAGUUUGGCUGCCGGCCCUGCCCGAGUUGCGGGUGGUCCCGGAGGAACGACGCUUCCUGCUUCAAGCAGCGGCUGGCCUCCCUUGAAUGGCGCGAGGCACCCGCCGUCGCUGUGGCCGUGCUGUCCAUCCUGGGCUCCCUCCGCACCCUGGCCAUCUUGGUGAUCUUCUGGAGGCACCGCCACGCGCCCAUGGUUCGUUUGGCCGGGGGCUCCAGGUGCUUCCUGAUGCCACUGCUGCUGGCAUAGGUGACGGUCCCCAUGUACGUCGGGCAGCCCACGUUUUUCAUGUGCCUCGGCCGCCAGACCCUCUUCGCCCUCUGCUUCACCGUCUGUAUCUCCCGUGUCACCGUGCGCUCUUUCCAGAUCGUCCGCGUCUUCAACAUGGCCAGGCGCCUCCCGCGUGCCUACGGCUACUGGGUCCGCUACCACGGGCCCUGUGUCUUCGUGGCGUCCUUCACGGUGCUCAAGGUGGUCAUCGUGGCGGGCAACGUGCUGGCCGCGACCGCCGAGCCCGCCGCCCGCCCCGACCCCGAUGACCCCAAGAUCGCGGUUCUCGCCUGCAACUACCGCAACGUGCUGCUGUCCGACACCAGCCUGGACCCGUGGCGGCUUCUGUCCGUGGCGGGUUUCAGCUUCGCCUACGUGGGCAAGGAGCUGCCCACCACCCACAACGAGGCCAAGUUCAUCACCUUCCGCAUGACCUUCUACUCCACCUCUUCCAUCUCCCUCCGUACCUUCAUGUCUGUCUACGAGGGGGUCCUGGUCACCAUCCUGCACCUCGUGGCUGCAGUGCUCGACCUUCUGGGCUUCUUCGGCCCCAAGUGCUGCGUGGUCCUCUUCUACCCGGAUCAGCCCGGCUACUUCAGCAGCAUGAUUCAGGGCUACACCACGGGGAAGGACUAG